UCCCACUCUCUCCUCCCGAACUUACCAAUCACAUACCCACCCCCUCUGCCCACCAUGCCUCGUGAAGUCUCCGACAUCAAGCAGUUCAUUGAGAUCUGCCGCCGCAAGGAUGCGUCUUCUGCCCGCAUCAAGCGCAACCGCAACACCCAGCAGAUCAAGUUCAAGGUCCGCUGCUCCCGCUACGUCUACACCCUUGUCCUGAAGGACUCCGACAAGGCCGACAAGCUCAAGCAGAGCCUUCCCCCUGCUCUCAAGGUUGUCGAUGUCACCAACGGUGAGAAGAAGAAGGCUUUGUAAAUAAACUACUUAGCCCCCCCUUGACCGCACGACGCAACGCCUCUCGUCGGAAACGAUCCUCGACAUGCCAAGAGUAAGGUGAAGAAGUGGAGCUCGGAUGUGAAAAACGGACGCAAACGGCGCAUGGAAAUUUUUAUAUCACCUCUUUUCGAAGCAAACAGGAAUGGAAUUCUUGUGUCGAUUGAUAAUUGAAAGAUUGAUGGGGUUUCCGUCUUGCAUGGAAUAGCUUCUGUUUGGGUGGGGUACACGGCGGGGACCGAGUUGUCUCCCGCCUGGCCGGC
This is a messenger RNA of Aspergillus japonicus CBS 114.51, 578 nucleotides long. RefSeq names its product 60S ribosomal protein eL38. The record is from RefSeq and is a predicted model, not a curated record. Gene Ontology annotation, cellular component: cytosolic large ribosomal subunit; ribosome. The coding region runs from base 55 to 297 and encodes 80 amino acids. Gene Ontology annotation, biological process: protein-RNA complex assembly; translation. Lineage: Eukaryota; Fungi; Ascomycota; Eurotiomycetes; Eurotiales; Aspergillaceae. The transcript has 3 exons. Gene Ontology annotation, molecular function: structural constituent of ribosome.